Molecule: messenger RNA, 3904 nt
Organism: Capra hircus (goat)
Lineage: Eukaryota; Metazoa; Chordata; Mammalia; Artiodactyla; Bovidae
Product: plexin-B2
Biological process (GO): regulation of GTPase activity; semaphorin-plexin signaling pathway involved in axon guidance; regulation of cell shape
Cellular component (GO): semaphorin receptor complex
Molecular function (GO): semaphorin receptor activity; protein binding
Source: RefSeq, a predicted model, not a curated record
UCCCUCCCUGGGCUCGGGGAACAUUCCAUUCAUUCCGCGGCCGGCCGUGGCCGGAGCCAAAGCCGGAGCCAAAGCCGAGAGGGGCCGGGGGUCGCGGCGGCGGCGACGCGGGGACGCGGUGCAGGGGCAAUGGCGCUGCAGCUCUGGGCCCUGGCCCUCCUGGGCCUGGCAGGCUCGGGCGCGGGUCUGCGGCCCCGCAAGCUAGACUUCUUCCGCAGCGAGACAGAGCUGAGCCACCUGGUGGUGGACGAGGCGUCGGGCAUGGUGUAUGUGGGUGCGGUGAACACGCUCUACCAGCUGAGUGCCGGCCUGCAGCUGGAGCAGCGGGCGGCCACGGGCCCGGCCCUGGACAACAAGAAGUGCACGCCUCCCAUCGAGGUGAGCCAGUGCCACGAGGCCGUGCUGACUGACAACGUCAACCAGCUGCUGCUGCUGGACCCUCCCCGGAGCCGCCUGGUGGAGUGCGGCAGCCUCUUCAAGGGCAUCUGCGCGCUGCGCGCCCUGGGCAACAUCUCCAUGCGCCUCUUCUACGAAGAUGGCAGCGGCGAGAAGUCCUUUGUGGCCAGCAAUGAUGAGAGUGUGGCAACCGUGGGCCUGGUGAGCGCCGCGGACCCUGGCGGUGAGCGCCUGCUGUUCGUGGGCAAGGGCAACGGGCCGCACGACAACGGGGUCAUUGUGAGCACCCGCCUCCUGGACCGGACCGAGGGCCGGGAGGCCUUCGAGGCCUACACGGACCACGCCACCUACAAGGCCGGCUACAUGUCCUCCAACACGCAGCAGUUCGUGGCCGCCUUUGAGGACGGCCCCUACGUCUUCUUCGUCUUCAACCAGCAGGACAAGCACCCCUCCCGGAACCGCACGCUGCUGGCACGCAUGUGCAAGCAAGACCCUUUCUACUACUCCUACCUGGAGAUGGACCUGCGCUGCCUGGACGCCGGUGACGCCCAGGCCCCCGCCUUCGGCACCUGCCUGGCGGCCUCGGUGGACCGGCCGGGCUCCGGUGGGGUGCUGUACGCCGUCUUCAGCACGGACGGCCGGGGCGGCAGGGGGCCUCGGACCGGCCUCUGCCUGUUCCCACUGGGCGAGGUCCACCGCAGGAUGGAGGCCAACCGCGAUGCCUGCUACACGGGCGCACGAGAGGUGGCCCGCGACACUUUCUACAAGCCCUUCCACGGCGACAUCCAGUGUGGUGGACACGGGCCGGGUGCCAGCGAGAGUUUCCUGUGUGGCUCGGAACACUUGCCCUACCCACUGGGCAGCCACGAUGGCCUCUCGGCCAAGGCCGUGCUGCACCGUGGAGGCCUGAACCUGACGGCCGUGACCGUGACCACCGAGAACGGCCACACCAUCGCCUUUCUGGGCACCUCGGAUGGCCGGGUCCUCAAGGUGUACUUUGCCCCGGAUGGCAGCUCCACGGAGUACGGCGCCGUCCUCGUGGAGAUCAACAAGAGGAUCAAGAGAGACCUGGUGCUGGCCGCAGACCAGGCCAGCCUGUACGCCAUGACCCAGGACAAGGUGUUCCGGCUUCUCGUGCAGGAGUGUGCGAGCUUCUCCAGCUGCGCUCACUGCCACAGCUCACAGGACCCCUACUGCGGCUGGUGCGUCUUAGAGGGCCGCUGCACCAGGAAGGCGGAGUGCCCCCGGGCGGACGAGAGCGGCCACUGGCUGUGGAGCCGCAACGAGUCCUGCGUGGCCAUCACCGGGGCCCAGCCGCAGAACAUGAGCCGCCAGGCCCAGGGGGAGGUGCAGCUGACUGUCAGCCCCCUCCCGGCUUUGAGUGACGACGACGUGCUGCUGUGCCUCUUUGGAGGAUCGCCACCUCACCCCGCACGGCUGCAGGAGGGCACCGUGGUCUGCAACUCGCCGAGCAGGAGCAGCCUCCCUCGCACGCCGCCUGGCCAGGAUCAUGUGGCCGUAACCAUCCGGCUCCACUUCAAACGCGGCAACGUCUUCCUGACCUCCCACCAGUAUCCCUUCUACGACUGCCGGGAGGCCAUGAGCCUGCAGGAGAACCUGCCGUGCAUCUCCUGCUCCAGCAAUCGCUGGACCUGCCAGUGGGCACUGCUCGAGCACGCAUGUCAGCAGGCCUCUCCAGGCCCCGAGGACGGCGUCGUUGGCGCCCACAUGGAGGACGACUGCCCCCAGUUCCUGAACCCCAGCCCACUGGUCAUCCCCGUGAACCACGAGACGGAUGUGACCUUCCAGGGCAAGAACCUGGACACAGUGCAGGGCUCCCCACUGCUUGUGGGCAGUGACCUCCUCAAGUUUGAGGCGUCGGUCAGCACCCAGGAGCCAGGAACCUUCUCCUUUCGGACCCCAAAGCUGACCCACGACGCCAACGAGACACUGCCCCUGCACCUGUACGUCAAGUCCUCUGGCAAGAAUGUUGACAGCCGGCUCCAAGUGACCCUCUACAACUGCUCCUUUGGCCGCAGCGACUGCAGCCUGUGCCUGGCCGCUGACCCCUACCGCUGCGUGUGGUGCAGCGGGCAGAGCCACUGUGUGUACGAGGCCCUGUGCAGCAACGCCACCUCCGAGUGCCCGCCGCCCGUCGUCACCAGGAUCCAGCCUGAGACCGGUCCACUGGGCGGAGGCAUCCGCGUCACCAUCCUUGGGUCAAACCUGGGGGUCAGAGCAGACGACGUGAAGAGGGUCACCGUGGCUGGCCAGAACUGUGCCUUUGAGCCAGAACGGUACUCCGUGUCCACGCGGAUUGUGUGCACCAUCGAGGCUGCAGAGGCACCCUUGACAGGCGGUGUCGAGGUGGACAUCAACGGAAAGCUCGGCCAUUCACCUCCCCAUGCCCAGUUCACCUACCAGCAGCCCCAGCCCCGCAGUGUGGAGCCCAAGCAGGGGCCGCAGGCAGGCGGCACCACGCUGACCAUCAGUGGCACCCACCUGGACACAGGCUCUGAGGAAGACGUGAGAGUGACCCUCAAUGGCGUCCCUUGUAACGUGACACAGUUUGGGGCCCAGCUUCAGUGUGUCACUGGCCCCCAGGCGGUUCCGGGAGAGCUGGCCCUGAAGAUUUACUAUGGGGGCUCCGAAGUGCCCAGCCCUGGUAUCACCUUCACCUACCGUGAGAAUCCAGUACUGCGGGCCUUCGAGCCACUGCGGAGCUUUGUCAGUGGUGGCCGCAGCAUCAACGUCACAGGACAGGGUUUCAGCCUGAUCCAGAGGUUCGCCAUGGUCGUCAUAGCUGAGCCGUUGCAGUCCUGGAGGCAGCGGCGGGAGACCGGACCACUGCAUUCUGUGACGGUCGUGGGCACGGAGUACGUGUUCCACAACGACUCCAAGGUCGUGUUCCUGUCCCCGGCCGUCCCCGAGGAGCCCGAGGCCUACAACCUCACCGCGCUCAUCCGGAUGGACGGGCACCAGGCCCUGCUCAGGACGGAGGCUGGUGCCUUUGAGUACGUUCCGACCCCCACCUUCGAGAACUUCACCGGGGGUGUCAAGAAGCAAGUCAACAAGCUCAUUCACGCGAGGGGCACCAACCUGAACAAGGCCAUGACCAUUCACGAGGCUGAAGCCUUUGUGGGUGCCGAGCGCUGCAUCAUGAAGACGCUGACGGAGACGGACCUGUACUGCGAGCCCCCGGAGGUGCAGCCCCCUCCCAAGCGGAGGCAGAAGCGAGACACGGCCCACAACCUGCCGGAGUUCAUUGUGAAGUUUGGCUCACGGGAGUGGGUGCUGGGCCGAGUAGAGUACGACACGCGCGCGAGUGACGUGCCCCUCAGCCUCAUCCUGCCGCUGGUCAUCGGGCCCAUGGUGGCUGUCAUUGCUGUAUCUGUCUACUGCUACUGGAGGAAGAGCCAGCAGGCAGAGCGCGAGUACGAGAAGAUCAAGUCCCAGCUGGAGGGCCUGGAGGAAAGUGUGCGGGACCGCUGCAAAAAGGAGUUCACCG